ACUCAACUUAUAUAUCACCUCUCUAGUAUAAGUAGACCUGUAGAUGUGAGUGUAGAUCUCACCUCAAUUAGCUAAAAAAAAAACACGACAGAUAGAAAUAGAAGCACUUCUAUCUCUGGCCGGAUUUGGCAUUGUUCGUAUUCAAUGCCUAAUUAUUUUUGGUCCAAUAUGUUCUUAUAGCUUGGGAUUUCCUUUUAUCUUUUAUAUAGAAUCCUUCACAUAUUGAACACAAGUUAAGUAAACAAAAAAAAAAAUGCUGCCUCAUCAAAGCCUUGAAGAAGCAGAGGAAGCCCUUGGCAGAGCUCUAAGUGUUGCAGAGAAGCUAUGGUUUCAAUACUCAGCUCAGAAACCUGAUUUCAUCCUCCACUGCCAUAACAUUCUCUUCGUGAUGUUGUUCUAUACCUUAGCUCCUCUUCCGUUCGUGUUCAUAGGGCUUGGCUGGUUCAAGAACAUGGACAAGUUCAAGAUUCAACCGAAAGUUAACGACUGUUUCUCUAACAUGUUCAAGUGCUAUAAACAUGUCAUGCGCACCUUUGUUCUUGUCGUUGGUCCUCUGCAAGUCAUUUCAUACCCCACCAUCCAGUGGAUAGGGAUUCGGACGAGUUUGCCAUUACCAUCCUUGUCGGAAGUAUUUUGGCAAAUAGUGGUGUAUUUUAUUAUAGAGGAUUUUUCAAAUUAUUGGAUCCACCGGAUGCUCCAUACAAAAUGGGCCUACAAAAAGAUCCAUCGGGUCCACCACGAAUACACUGCUCCAAUUGGGCUUGCAGCACCAUAUGCCCAUUGGGCCGAGAUUUUGAUUCUGGGCCUUCCAUCAUUUCUCGGCCCAGCAUUGGUUCCGGGGCAUAUUGUCACGUACUGGUUGUGGUUCAUUUUCCGGCAAUUGGAGGCCAUCGAGACUCAUAGCGGGUACUUGUUACCUUGGACUCCAACAAAAUACAUCCCAUUUUAUGGUGGUGCAGAGUACCAUGACUACCACCACUUUGUUGGGGAGCAGAGUAAAAGCAACUUUGCAUCGAUUUUCACUUAUUGCGAUUACAUCUAUGGAACCAAUAAGGGAUAUCGGUCUCACAAACAAGUCCUUGAGAAGGUUAAAAGUCUCUAAGACCCUUCUGCAUCAAAGUGAUUAGGUUUUGUAAUUCUGUUUGUAAAAGGAAUGUUGGUGGUAUUUUGUCAUGAAACUUAUACGUAUUAUAAGCUACAACAGUGGAGAUGUAACCUAUUUUAUAUCAAUAAAGCUUCUAAUAUAUAUUUCAAAUAGCUUGAUGAGAAUUGCUUUUCCAAAGUUUACAGGGAAGGGAAAAAAGGCUAAAAAGAAAUUAGAACUUUCGGUGUAAAAGCACUUUCUGUACAUGAAAAGGAAAACUCAAACCAAUCAAUUGGUCUAGUUCCUUGUGCAACAUUAAUUCAUCAUCACCAAAAUCUCUGAAAUCCAAGUGUACCAGUGAAACAACACUUUUCUUUUUCUUUCUUUUUUUCUUCUCAGUAUGAACGCUCUAACAAGUUCAACGAUCUACCUUUCAACUGCCACGAGAAGAAG
Molecule: messenger RNA, 1537 nt
Organism: Prunus persica (peach)
Lineage: Eukaryota; Viridiplantae; Streptophyta; Magnoliopsida; Rosales; Rosaceae
Product: methylsterol monooxygenase 1-1
Exons: 4
Coding region: 254-1102 (282 amino acids)
Biological process (GO): sterol biosynthetic process
Molecular function (GO): iron ion binding; C-4 methylsterol oxidase activity
Source: RefSeq, a predicted model, not a curated record